UUUUCUUGUGCAGAGCGUCUGAUUAUUUUGUCGUUCAUGCAGAGAACAUGCAUCAAGUGACAUAAAGGGGACUUAAAAUUUGAGGUGCAACACAGUGGUGAUUAUGACUGGACACCCAACCUUCAAAAUAUAUAUUUCUGACUAACACCUAGGAACGGGAUACAUGGGAUGGAAGCUGGCGAGUGCUUUAAAGAAACAUACCCCAAUAACAUAAUCAUUUGAUAUUUUGAAUAAUUUAUGGUUGCCAAAAUCUAAGUCAGUGUAAAUAUUAUGCAGACUACCAAAUAAAUGACAGGAAUUCGCAGCAAACCUCAGAGUAUACAAGGAAUGGAUUAUUGUUUGAAGGACCACAACUACAGUGUUAAGUUUGAAAUCACUCCAAAUGAAAACACUCCUGCUGGUUUUGAAACUUUUGACAAUGUGAUUACUGGCUUUAUGAAGGAACAAGGUAUUCCAGGUGCUUCCUUAGCCAUCAGUCUGCAUGGAAAACCUGUGUAUGUACAAGGAUAUGGAACAGCAGGGCCAGGGAAACUGGUUUUGUCCAACUCCAAAUUCCGACUUGCCAGUAUAAGUAAACCAAUCACAGCUAUUGUUACAAUGAAGUUGUGUGAAAGUGGUCUGCUUUCCCUUAAUGACACAGUGCUGGGGACUAAAGGUAUUAUUGGAUAUAAGCCCACCUGUAAGGGUGACCGUCGACUGACCAGGAUCACUAUAGAACACCUGCUUCAACAUUCCUCUGGCUGGGACAGAGAUAGAGUGGGUGAUCCAGUCUUUUGGAAACUGGAAAAAGUGUGUCCAGGACAGGCACCUACAGCCAAGGAAACACUGGUGCGUUUUAUGAUGUCACGCAAGCUCCAGUUCACGCAGUGUAAACGCCAUGCUUAUUCUAAUCUUGGCUACCUGGUGCUUGGAAUGGUGCUAGAGAAGAAACUAGGGAUGGGGUAUGAGGACCUGGUUCAUGAAUGUCUAGGUGACGUUACCAGGAACACAAUGUAUGUUGGCACAGCCAAGAAGUCUGUGGAAGACUUUGAAGAGGUAGAAUAUUACAGUAAUAGAGACCCAAGUUUGGCCCCAUCCGUGAUUCCAGGGGAGGGACUGGUCACACCCCAGUAUGGCUCCUUCCCUAUGGAGGACACUGGGUCGUACGGAGGCUGGGUAUCUUCUGCAGUACAACUUCUAGGUCUGUUUGACAGACUUUCCAACACUGAUCCAAGAGUCUGUAUUCUGAGACCAGAAACAUUCGAAAAGAUGUUGCAGCGACCAAAGUAUGAAAACGGAGAGGAAUGGUAUGGCCUUGGACUGGAUGUUCAAGAUGGAGGUCAGAGUUGGGGUCACACAGGUGCCAUGGAAGGUACAUCAACAACAUUUCUCCAUCACAGGUCAGGGGUCAGCUGGGUCCUUCUUCUCAAUUCUUGGUCACGUGACAUGGAUCUAGAUGGCCUUCUCAAAUUUUCCCUUAGUCAUGUACCACAUCUACCUUUGUGGAAUCCUGUGAUGCCAUCCCUGUCUGAAUUAAGUGCAGAAUACUUCUAUAAAAUUGCAUCAAAGGAUAAGUUACAGAUUGUGUAUGUGCUUGUACUUUACAAGGAUCUGAGUCAACACAUCGCGGAUUUGACUAACAUGGGAUAUUGGAUAACAGCACUAAAUAUGUUUGUUCACAAUGGUCAGUUGUAUUUCAACAUCGUUUGGAGGGAAAAUAAAGACAAUGUCUUUUGGAAAGUGAAUCAUUAUACAAGUGAUGAUCCUCAACUUUACCAGGACUUUCCAGAGGAAUGUGAAACUAAUUUAUGUGUUGAUAUUUUAGAUACGUGUUAUUUUAAUAAAACAUUUCAAUAUAUUUUCAUUUGUAAAAAAAGAAAUACCUUGAUGAAGCAGAUUUUAUCAUUUCAUGUACCUGGGAAAAUUCAUUUAGAUCGUUUAUUGAGUUUAAAAAAGCUAAAUUAUGAUAUAAAAAUACAGUCUGUGUGUGUAAAACAAGGAGACAUUUUUGUGUCCUCAGUUUUCUUCUACAAUAGUGGUACUCCCUGUACCACCAUAUCAUGGCUACAGAUUACCCCUGAUAACUUUGUGUAUGAAUUAGGUAAAAAGUUAUCACUCCAUACCUUUGGCCUGGUAUAUGUCAAGUUUUACACGGAUGGUGAUCUUCCAAGUGUUAGUAUGAUCCUGACUACAGAAAAGCCGUCUGUGUGUCUACAGCGACAUGAUGUGUCCAGGUUUGGAUUUCUGUAUGAGCUUCACAGAAGUGCUGAUGUCCCUGUACAAUUCCUAUGUGGGUACAGGUCUGAGGGUAUCCUGAACUUUGCUGCAGUAUGGGAAGGAAACAAAAAUGGUAAAUGACUGGGUGAUUAACAGUGACACUGACAGACCAGUCUUCCAUACUGGGAACUUCAUUCUGUAGAAUGGACAAUGAGAUCUUUCAACUGAAUUUGAAAAUUGAUUAAUAGACAGAGUUAAUGGCAAAGAGGUAUUAAUGUUGGUUUUUUUUUUAGCAUAUUGGAUAUUUUUUUUUCAAAGGAUGAGGAAAUAUUUGCAAAGAUUUGUUAAUAUUUUUCAGUCCUAAAU
This is a messenger RNA of Ylistrum balloti, 2562 nucleotides long. RefSeq lists its product as uncharacterized. The transcript is spliced from 8 exons. Lineage: Eukaryota; Metazoa; Mollusca; Bivalvia; Pectinida; Pectinidae. The coding region runs from base 289 to 2337 and encodes 682 amino acids. The record is from RefSeq and is a predicted model, not a curated record.